AUGGCCUUCGAGCACUUUGGAGCUCGCAGUAGCGCUGACCGAAAAAUCAGCUCCAACUGGCAGGUGAGACAGGUGGCCACACCGCUGCGUGCCUCGUUCAAGGUCAUUGCAUCGGCAGAGAAGACAGUGGCAUCAAAGGCCAGGAGGCGGCCGGCUUCAUUGAGUAAACCUUGCCCCAAGCUGGCUGGUCUGGACCCAAAGGUCAUGAGAGAGACAGACUCAUCCUUGCAUCGCAAGGUGGACAGCGGGGAGAUUCCUGGCGUGAUAAGCGUUGUGCUGAGGAACGGUGUGCUGGCGCACCUGGACGCGUACGGCUAUGCUGACCUGGAGCGCCAGGUGCCCAUGGGCCUACACACGAUUGUCCGCCUCUAUUCCAUGACGAAGUGCAUGGUUUCCGUGGCACUGGGCAUCUGCAUGGAGGAGGGGCUCGUGCAGCUAAAUGACCCUGUGAGUCAGUUCAUUCCUGCAUUUGCUGAAGUCAAAGUCAAAGUGGAGGAGGACGGUGUGAUCAAUGCAUUGGACAGACCAUUGACG
This is a messenger RNA of Symbiodinium natans, 534 nucleotides long. The record is from the annotation of a GenBank genome assembly. Lineage: Eukaryota; Dinophyceae; Suessiales; Symbiodiniaceae.